This is a messenger RNA of Corylus avellana, 1813 nucleotides long. Its product is annotated as aspartic proteinase oryzasin-1. Lineage: Eukaryota; Viridiplantae; Streptophyta; Magnoliopsida; Fagales; Betulaceae. Gene Ontology annotation, biological process: proteolysis; lipid metabolic process. Gene Ontology annotation, molecular function: aspartic-type endopeptidase activity. The record is from RefSeq and is a predicted model, not a curated record.
GAGCUGCGCCCACUGCUUCACACUCGAGAAAGCCCAACCCAUCUUUGCUGUCUCUCUGCAGCGUCCUCAUCUUCCUCAAAGUUCUGCGUCUGAUAUUUUGCAUAGAUGGCGAAUAAGUUUCUCUUGGUGGCUCUCUGCCUAUUGACUUCAGUAUGCUCCUUGGCUGUUCCUUCUUCCUCCAAUGGCAUAGUGAGAAUCUAUCUGAAGAAACAACGUUUUGAUCUCAACAGUAUAAAAACGGCUAGAAUAAUUGGGAAAGAGAGAAAACUCGCCAAGAAAUCGCUUAAUGUGGGUGCUUCAGCAACAGAUAAUGCCUCAUUGAAGAACCUUUUUGAUGCCCGGUAUUAUGGAGAGAUUGGAAUUGGCUCACCACCACAGAAGUUCAGUGUCAUCUUUGACACAGGCAGUUCCAAUCUUUGGGUUCCAUCGUCACACUGUUAUUUUUCUAUGGCCUGCUAUGGCCAUGCUAGGUACAACACUUGCCAGUCCAGUACAUUUGCGAAGAUCGGUAAACCUUCCAAUAUAAAUUAUGGUUUUGGAUCAAUUUCGGGCUUUCUCAGCAAAGAUAAUGUGCAAGUUGGAGAUCUUGUUGUCAAAGAUCAAGUACUCAUUGGGGCUACACGGCAAGGUGUUGCUUUCGUACUAUCAAACUUUGAUGGGAUACUUGGACUUGGGUUUCAGGAAAUUUCUGCAGAGAAUGCUGUGCCAGUUUGGGAUAACAUGGUGCAACAAGGUCUAAUAAGCCAGAAGAUCUUUUCUUUCUGGUUCAAUCGGGAUCCAGAGAAAAGUGAGGGAGGUGAGAUCAUCUUUGGUGGUGUUGAUCCCAAACACUUCAAGGGUGAGCAUACUUAUGUUCCGGUUACUCAAAAAGGUUACUGGCAGAUUGGAUUUGGAGAUUUUCUUAUCGCAAACCAUUCUACAGGUUUCUGUGAGGGUGGCUGUAAUGCUAUAAUGGAUUCAGGCACAUCCUUCAUUGCUGGACCGACGGCCAUCAUCACUGAAAUCAACCGUGCCAUUGGAGUAAAAGGAUUGAAGAAUGUGGACUGUAAAAGAGUUGUUUCUCAGUAUGGGGAUCUGAUGUGGGAUCUCUUGAUAUCAGGGGUACAGCCAGGCAAAUUGUGUUCAAAUAUUGGACUUUGUUUAAAUGGGACUCAGCCUAUGAGCAAGAUUAUUGAAACAAAGGUGGAAGCGAAGAGUGGGAAGGAAUUGAAAGUUGGUGAUGAUCUCCUUUGUACUGCCUGUGAGAUGACUGCUAUAUUUAUCCAUAGUCAGCUUAAACAAAACAAGACAAAAACAAAAGUAUUCGAAUAUGUGAACAAGCUGUGUGACAACUUGCAGAAUCCAAUGGCAGAAUCAGCUGUCAAAUGUGAUAAUAUUGUAAACAUGCCAUCCAUUUCAUUCAUCAUUGGGAAUAGAUCCUUCCAUCUCACACCUGAGCAGUAUGUCCUUAAGGUUGAACAAGGGUUUUCUACCUUCUGCAUCAGUGGCUUUAUUCCUUUAGAUGUUCCUCCUCCAAAAGGUCCCCUCUGGAUUCUUGGAGAAAUCUUCAUGGAAGCUUAUCACACAGUGUUUGACUUUGGUAAGCUCCAAGUAGGAUUUGCAGAGGCUGCUUAGUGAUUCUCCAAUGAAUAAGACAGUGCUAUUAGCUAGAUGGAGGUAUGGUAGGUUGUGAAUGAAUGAUGGAUGUCUAAUAAUGACUGAUAGAUGUCUAUGAUACUUUAUGGUCAAAUACUUUUGGUCAUGUGGUUCAUGUAUUUAUAAAUACUGAUUUGUGGAGAUCGAAUUCUUGCUUAAUAUGUUUGCUUUUAGAUGA